CAUUCACUGGGCAAAAUGACCGUUCUGGAUGGCACAGGUUUGCUCAAGCCUCGAGGCUACUUUUAGAAGAAAAAGCGCGAACAUGACAAAGGCGUGUGAACCUCAGGGUUGCCGAGAAUAUGUGGCGUCGGUGCCUGUCUUUACGACGACGUCAACCGUCAACCGCGCAUUCCCGACGACGGCCACGACGACGAGCACGGCGCUGGCGUUCCGAGCCAGCUGACGGACCAGACGGCGACCGCCACCACACACGUUAUACACCCUUUUUCUUCUUGAUAUCCGCGCUCACUUUACCCGCCCGUGAUGCUUGCGCAGCAGCCGCCUCAGCCCCGCCAGUCGACAUCCCGCGACGUCGACCCCGAGUACCGCAUGUCGAUGCCCAGAGGGUCGCCAGCCAUGUCCUCCCCGAUGAACGAUGGGUCCGUGCGCUCAAGACGAGGCGUACCCGCACCCGAGCCUUUUAACGGGCAGGACGGCUACGAUGAGGAACAGCCGCCAGAGCAGGACGACGAGGCUGAUGAUUUCUACAACGGCACCCCCGAGCACCAGGGCACACCCUCCAUGUAUGAUCCCGGCUACGCAGCGCCGAGCGCGGCCAGCAUCGCAGGCGGCCUCGCGCGGUCGACCGCGAACCAGUCCGUGCGCGCGCCGUCCCCGCCGCAAGGCCCGCUACUCGACCAUUCCCAUCUCAAACCCGGCAACCAGGCCGCGCUUCUCUCUCACGAGCGCACACUCGAGCUGUACCGCGCGAACGCGAAGAAGACGCAGGACCCUGAUCUGCAGUUCGAGUUCGCCGUCUUCAUGAUCGACGCAAGCAAAUCCCUCCCCAUGCCCAAUCCUACUGGUGGAAACCUGCUGGAGUACGAGAAGGCGCAGGAGAAGCGCGAGGACCUCAUCAAGGAGGCGCUUGGCUUGCUCAAGCGCCUUGCCGAUCGCGGACACCCAGCUUCCCAGUACUUCCUGGCCGACUGCUAUGCGAACGGCAUCGGCACCGUCCGCAACAAGCAGGACUUCGACCGCGCCUAUCCGCUAUUCGUCCUCGCUGCGAAGCAUGGACACCCGGAUGCGGCCUACCGCGCCGGCACCUGCUGCGAGAACGGCUGGGGAUGCCGCCGCGAGUCCGCUAAAGCUGUCCAAUUCUAUCGCAAAGCCGCAAUGGCCUCCCACCCAGGAGCAUUAUACCGACUCGGCAUUGCAGAGCUCAACGGCGAGCUUGGGCUCAGCCGCAGCCCAAGAGAGGGUGUCAAAUGGCUCAAACGCAGCGCCGAACACGCCACCGCCGAGUUCCCCCACGCCCUUCACGAGCUCGCCCUCCUUCAUGAGCGCGGCAUCGAAAACGUCGUCUUCGUCGACUACGAGUACUCGACCGAGCUGCUCGCUCAGGCCGCGGAGCUCGGCUACGCUCCCAGCGCCUAUCGCCUCGGCGAGUGCUACGAGUAUGGCAAGAUGGGCUGCCCACAGGACCCGGCGCUCUCAAUACAUUACUAUAAUAUCGCCGCACAACAGAAUCAUCGCGAUGCGUGCUUUGCGCUGACAGCAUGGUAUCUCGUCGGAUCGCCCGGAGUACUGCCCCAGUCGGACACGGAGGCUUUCCUGUGGGCAAAGAAGGCCGCGGAAGCUGGGUUGGGGAAGGCCAUGUACGCCGUCGGGUAUUUCCUCGAGGUCGGCAUCGGCACGCCAGCGGACAUGCAGCAAGCAUUGGCGUGGUACAAGAAGGCGGCCGAGCAGGGCGACAAGCGUGCGGCGCAACGUCUGAAGGGCUCAAGUCAGCCAGUCUACCAACCAGGUGGUCCCGGGAGCGUACUGCACCGCUCAGAAGGGGACAGCGCGUCGGUUGGGAAGGGCAAGGAUGGCAAGGACUGCGUAAUUAUGUGAGGUCGGGUGAUCACUACACGCACAUUCAUCCCGAUCCGCUGCCUUUGUCCCUACCAUCACAGUGUAUCUUUAUUCUCCUUUGCCCUCUCCACCACACCUUUCCUUUCUAUAAUGACAGAUUCGACCCGGACAUUUGUACGCGCACCUCUGAUCUUUGCGGACCUGCAGCGCGCGUUGGGACCAUACUCGUAGGCGCUACUUCGUGCAUCAUAUAGAAGCUCAUGUACAUCUGUUACAAUGGAAUGCGACGUAGCGGCAAGCGUCUAAUGGAUGGACAGUGUUAUCCUGCA
This is a messenger RNA of Schizophyllum commune H4-8, 2165 nucleotides long. Its product is annotated as HCP-like protein. NCBI's taxonomy places the organism in Eukaryota, Fungi, Basidiomycota, Agaricomycetes, Agaricales, Schizophyllaceae. The record is from RefSeq and is a predicted model, not a curated record. The transcript is spliced from 3 exons. Gene Ontology annotation, molecular function: protein binding. The coding region runs from base 304 to 1875 and encodes 523 amino acids.